AGCCUGGUGGAGGUCCGAAGAAAAAUCCAUACACCCAUACAAAACAAACGAUCGCACUUAUCUCCACAAAAGAAUUUACACACUAAAACCAUUCAGAUAUAGAUAAAUUGUAUAGGAGUAUGGCUCUAAUAUCCCUGUAUGACGAACUCAAUAGAGCCUUACAAGAACUCGAAAAUAAAACUCAUCAGGUAAAUCAAUCAGACUUAGUUAGCAUUAAACGAGAAUGUUUAGAUAUACAAAAGAUUAUCCAUAAACAGGUUCAAACAUUCAAUCAAUUUGAAAUACGAAGAAGUAAUGAGAAAAUCCGACAAUUGUUGAACAAGAUAAAUGAGAAAUCCAAACUGUUUGGUAAGCCAUUAUUUAAAUUUGUAGGAGAUCCAAUUCCUGCAAAGGAAUCACAAACUUUGUCAUCCAAGAUCAAUCUUAGUUUAGCAGCGGUAUCAGCGGUGGGAGAAAGGGUGCCCGAUGUGAAGUCACUCAGACAGAAGUCGUGCAGAAUAGGGUCAGAGAAUGUCUACGUUCAUGAUGUAAAGGAGUCUAUACUAUAUACUGGAGGAUCACAAUCACAAAUGGAAAAUCAUAGCGGUCAAAUACACAUUGAUUUAGCAACAAAAAGCAUUUUCCAAUUGAGUUGUAAUGGUCCUGUUUUCAUCGACGAGGUGCUGCACCUGGUGGUGGUGGUGGACUGUCAUCAAUUACGACUCAGACGUAUAUCCAAUUGCACAAUUUAUGUAAGAGUUCGGAACAAUCGGGUAGUGGUUGAAGAAUGUCUGAAUGUGCACGUGCGUGAUUACCCUCAACAAACUGAAACUCACAAUGAAAUAUAUAUUGAUGAUUUUUCAGAUCCAACCACCGGUAAUAGUAGCACGGGUGUGGAAUAUCUUGCAACCAAUGUCGAUGAAACGGAAUUUGAUUGGAUUUUUAACCUUUCUGAAGAAUCAGAUCUACUGGUGGAUUCACUUGCCAAAUUAAAACAGUUGGUACAUUAA
Molecule: messenger RNA, 989 nt
Organism: [Candida] anglica
Lineage: Eukaryota; Fungi; Ascomycota; Pichiomycetes; Serinales; Debaryomycetaceae
Source: the annotation of a GenBank genome assembly